Linepithema humile (Argentine ant) is the source of this 1191-nucleotide messenger RNA. RefSeq names its product poly-glutamine tract binding protein 1 (gene PQBP1). Lineage: Eukaryota; Metazoa; Arthropoda; Insecta; Hymenoptera; Formicidae. Gene Ontology annotation, cellular component: cytoplasm; nuclear body. The record is from RefSeq and is a predicted model, not a curated record. Gene Ontology annotation, molecular function: ribonucleoprotein complex binding; protein binding. Gene Ontology annotation, biological process: alternative mRNA splicing, via spliceosome.
UAUAUUAUUUCAUGCUGCAUUCUGUAAUUUUGUAAACAUCUGCAAAUGACAUUUGUUGUCUGAAGUAAAAUAUAUUUGAGUUACAAUUCUGUGUUAAAAUUUUCUCCUCAUACUGUGUAUUUCAAUACAAUUCUAAUAGUUUGAAUUGGAAAAACGCAAAAUGCCUUUGCCAGCUGCAUUAGCUGCACGUCUUGCAAAAAGAGGGUUAAUCACUGGAUCCGAAAAACACGAAUCUGGGAAGAAAGAAACGAAGAAAAAAGUACAUGAAGAAGUAAUAGCUGAAGACUAUGAUAAUACAAAAGAGGAGAUUAAUCAAAUUGACAUAUCUCAAAAGUUCAUGGGUUACAGUGGAUGUCCUAAUAAGUAUAAUAUUUAUCAUGAAUGUACAAAGAAAUGCAAAGAAUUAUGGGGAUUAGGACAUGGGCAACCUUCGGAUAAAUAUUUAAAGCGACAAAUGAAAUUAAUUCAAAAAUAUCCUUUGCCAGAGACUUGGAAAGCUGUUUAUGAUCCUGGAUCCGGACAACACUAUUAUUGGGAUUGGUCAUCUGAUUUGGUAUCUUGGUUACCCCCGGGUCAUCCUAAGUGCCAAAUAUCGCAACCUGCGUCUCAAUUACGUGAAGAAUUGCACUUAAAAGCAGGCGAUCAAGAUGAUAAUAUGUCAAGUGAUGAAAGUGGUAGUGAACAAGAACCAAUGGAAGUGGAAGAAAAUGAUGUUAAAAAGGACAGAAAAAUCGAAAAUCGUAAUAUACGAUACAAAGGACCGGACAUUAAGCGACCUCUUCCAAGAUCUGAUAAAAUCGACGGUAAAGACAAAAAAGACCGCACGUUAGAUCCUAUGGAUCCAGCAUCAUAUAGCGAUAUUCCUAGGGGAAAAUGGUCAGAUGGAUUGGCUAGACAUAACGAAGCUAAAACCGGCGCCGAUACAACUGCAUCAGGGCCCCUUUAUCAAAUGAGGCCGUACCCCAGUCCAGGCGCGGUGCUUCGUUCAAACAGAGCUAAUAAAGGGGAAUCAGAAUCACCGAAACCAAAAAUCGCGUUUCCUGAAAAACCGGAAUAAAUGUACCUUGUGAUAAUAUGAUUUUAAUAUAUUAUAUGAUUAUGUUGAUACACUAAAAUACACGUAUAAUAACACAAAAUUGCUCUGGAAAAAAAGAAACUGUAAAAUAAAUACUUUUAGAUUAACAAAACCAU